CUAAAAAUGAGAAGUUUUUUAAAUUUCAAAAGCACAAUUUUAGUUGGACUACAAAGUUAUGUUUUUGAAGUGUAGGAAAUUACUGAAGAUUUCCUGCAUUUCCAAUUUCAAAAAGUACAUUCACAAGUACAUUUUCAAUAUGGAGAAAGCUUACUUGCGACAUUUAGAAGGCGGCGAUCAGUUCGAAUUAGCCUUGAAGUACUCCAAUGAGGCUCUUAAAAUAAACAGACAAUUCAAUUUCAAUAGAAGACUCUCCGAAAGUAUCGAAAGUUUCACGAGUAGAGUUGCUACCAAUGUCGAGAAAAUGAUGGUGAAGAAAACCAAAAAACGAAAAAAGGAAGAGACCUCUGAUAAGGUAGCCCCGAAAAUAGAUGUAGUUGUCUUACUUAACGACGCCGAAGUUAGUAAAGAUGCACAAUGUAAAGACAUAUUCCAGUCUGGAAAUGAUGUUACGUUAAAAAUCAUGGACAAGCAGUUUAAAAUUAUCGUUAACUCUCCGUGGAUUGUUACCCUUUCAUUGCCAGUAUCCAUUCUCGCAGGUUUUCCAACUUAUCCAUCCAAAUUUGAAUCUGUUUACACUAACAAAGAUUUGUCUCAGUUUGUCUGGUCUAAAUCCAAAGAUGAGAAGAAUUGGUCGAUUGUAGGUCAAGAUUACAUAUUUAGCCCCUCGAACGAGGACAUAAAUAGUUAUAUAAAAUUAACUUGCACUCCUAAAAACGAGGCGUUUGAAGGGCCCACUGUGGAGUGCAUAUCGGUGUGUAGAGUCGAAGCAAAUCCCGGACUAUGCCCUUUCGAAGUCAGACAUCAGUUUACUAAUAAAAGAGCUAAAGAAAACGAGAUAAGAGUUGUAACCUACAAUAUAUUAGCUGAUUUAUACUGCGAUUCGGAUUAUACGAGAACGCAUUUACACCCCUAUUGUCCUCCUUAUGCCUUGGAAAUUGACUAUCGCAAGCAACUUAUCCUUAAAGAGAUUAUUGGUUAUAAUUCCGAUAUAAUUUGCCUUCAAGAAGUAGAUAAAAAAGUAUUCAAAUACGAUUUGAAACCGGUGCUUGGUCAUUUGGGUUACGGCAGUAAUUUCUACACCAAAGGAAACGAAGUGGCUGAAGGAUUGGCGUUAUUUUACAGCAGAGAGAAAUUUAGUUUAUUAGAAGAUCUAUCACAAAGAUUGGUGUUUUCAGAAAAAAUAUCGACAGAUAUUAUAUUCGCUGAUAUUUGGGAAAAAAUAUCCAAGAACGAAAAUUUGGCGAAACGAAUUUUGGAUAGAUCUACAACGUUGCAAGUUAAUGUUUUAGAGUCAAAAAAUCGUAACGAAAUAUUAGUUGUGGCUAAUACACAUUUGUAUUUUCAUCCAGACGCCGAUCACAUUAGAUUACUACAUGGUGGUCUUGCUAUUAGGUACUUAGAACAUUUUAUAAAUUCGUUAAAAGAGAAAAUGACAUCGAAAAGGAUAUCAUUAAUUUUUUGUGGAGAUUUCAAUAGCGUUCCCAGCUGUGGAAUUUACAAAUUGUAUACCAAUGGGGAAGUUCCUAAAAAUUUUAUCGAUUAUGAGAGUAGUAAGUACAAGGAUGAAUUGGUUGAAGGUGUCGAAUUAAAGCAACCAUUUAAACUGGCCAGCGCUUGCGGAACUCCCAAGUAUACGAAUUACACAAGUGGAUUUUCGGAUUGUUUAGAUUAUAUUUUCUACGAAACAGACAAUUUGGAAGUUUCUCAAGUCGUGCCGUUGCCGAGUCACGAAGAAGUUACUGCGAAUGUUGCACUACCCAGCGUCGUUUUUCCUUCAGAUCAUAUCGCUUUAGUUUCCGAUUUAAAGUGGUUAGAUUGAACAUUAAUUUUGUAUACACACAUACGAGAAUGUUAUUGAAUGUUUAUAUGCAUUUUC
Phyllotreta striolata is the source of this 1879-nucleotide messenger RNA. The record is from the annotation of a GenBank genome assembly. NCBI's taxonomy places the organism in Eukaryota, Metazoa, Arthropoda, Insecta, Coleoptera, Chrysomelidae.